Molecule: messenger RNA, 3502 nt
Organism: Sabethes cyaneus
Lineage: Eukaryota; Metazoa; Arthropoda; Insecta; Diptera; Culicidae
Gene: IntS2
Product: integrator complex subunit 2
Exons: 5
Coding region: 1-3378 (1125 amino acids)
Biological process (GO): snRNA 3'-end processing
Cellular component (GO): integrator complex
Source: RefSeq, a predicted model, not a curated record
AUGAAUUUUUCAAUGGUAACUGCAAGAGCUUUUUCUUCUAUACAAAAUUUAAAUACUGUUAAAUUAGCACACUGCAGUGAAUGGGAAAUUCGUCCCUUAUUACCAUGUUUAGUGCGAAUGAGUUUACUUCCUGCGCUAGACAGCACAAACAAUUGGAUAGCUAGCCGAAAACAGUUACUUACAAUUCUUUCCGGUAUCGAAGUAGUAAAUAAUAUUGUGUCGUUACUACAGGUAAAUUUCCAUGAGUUGGAAUUAGAUGUUAAAAAAGAGCAGCAGUUAAGGCAGAAAAUUGGAUAUACAGCACAGGAUUCACAGUUUCACAGUCUUACAAAUGGUGUUGUAAUGGAUUUCGAAAGAGCAGAUAUUCUUAACAAGGUCAGAGUUGUGCUUUCGGAAAUUUUCAAUGUACAAGCACAAAUUAAUGAACAAGCAUCUCAAACCUCUGCCCAAAAGUCAGAAAGUACCACAAAAAAGUCAGAAUUAUUUGAUAAUGACAUAUAUCUUGAGGAAAUCGCAGACAUUAUUUGCAUAGCUUUAGCCGAAUUACCCUCCUUGUUAAAUGUACUUGAAGUUGUCGAAACUCUUCUGUACGUUAAUAAUGGAAGUAAAAUCAUUUGCUGGGUUAUUGCUAAUAUGCCAGAUUGCUUUCGUGAGGUCGUAACUGCACUGAUAACUAAUGGAGACGAAGAUAAUCCAGACGGAAAAUUAAGACUUACAGCAUUAUAUGAGCUUUGCGAUAUGAAUCCAGGACAAGCACUGACAACGAGAACAAUUUGUGUUGAGCAUACCAAAAUGCCGUCGUUAAUGUUAAAAUUAAGCCUAAAGGACACUGAAAACUUAGUUGCUUUUAUUUCAGGUUUAUUAUUAGGAAACGAUCAAAAUAUUCGUGCUUAUUUUGCGUUAUACGUACGAUCAAGCCAAAAAAGAAAAGGAGAUGUAUUACAUCUGCUGAGAGAUGAACUUCUGAAGCAGUUACAAAAUAUUGUAAUUUUAUCUCAAAAUUGUCAAUUGCAAGAAAAACAUGUGGUGCAAUCGGCAGCUAUGUUGAGGCUAUAUUGUGCGUUGCGUGGAAUUUCUGGCAUCAAGUUUACGGACGAAGAGAUUUUUUAUUUAAUUCAACUCAUCACGUCAAAACCUCCCCCAACACCUUCCGGUAUUCGCUUUGUAUCUCUUGGUUUGUGCAUGCUAAUUGCAUGCCCUUCACUGCUAGCCAACCAAGGUGUAGAUAUAAAAAUAAUUGAUUGGAUUCAGUGGCUCAUUAAAGAGGAAGCAUACUUUGAGAAUGCUGGCGAGGCGUCGUCGUCUUUUGGUGAAAUGCUUCUGCUUAUGGCUAUUCAUUUUCAUAGUAAUCAGUUAACUCACAUAUGUGAAUUAGCAUGUUCCACUCUGGGGAUGAAGUUUCCUUUGCGUCCAAACACUAUCAGUCGUAUGCGGCAAAUUUUCACGCAGGAAAUAUUUACAGAGCAAGUGGUAGCUGCUCACGCCAUUAGAGUGCCUGUAACAAUAAAUUUAAAUGCUACAAUACCAGGUUAUUUACCUGUACACUGUAUCCAUCAGUUGCUCAAAUCACGCGCUUUUUCCAAACAUAAAGUGCCUAUAAAAAAUUGGAUUUUCAAACAAAUAUGUACGUCUAUAACGCCAUUGCAUCCUGUUUUACCUGCUCUAAUUGAAGUGUAUGUGAUUUCCAUUAUUUUACCAAACCAAAAAAGCUCAAUGGAACAUGCACACAAGGCGCUAUCAGAGCAGGAAAUUCAACAAGUUUUUCAGAACAUCAACUUCAGCACAUUACAGAAAAAUGAUAAAUGCGAUCAAAAUGACUCUGAUUUGUCAAUGGCUGGCAAAAAAGACGAAGGAUGCAACAAAAAUGUUAAUUUAACACCACAGCUACUGCUUUUGUACUACCUACUAUUGUACGAGGACGUUCGUUUAAGUAAUAUGGUUAAUAUUGUUACUAGUGGGCGGCAAGUGAAAGCCUACUCUGCCGAAUUCAUGUCUGAAUUGCCUAUAAAAUAUCUGUUGCAACAAGCCCAAAAGAACCAACAGGAAUAUAGCGUUUUAUUCAGUCCCUUACUUCGUUUAAUUGUUACACAUUUUCCUCAUCUUUCACUAGUAGAUGACUGGAUUGAUGAAGAAAAUAUUUCUUCGGAACCUUCGUCUAACGCAACUAUCAGCGAAUGUAAUGUUGUAGAGGCCCUUCAGCAAAUCAAUAGUAACCCUGGAAAGACAAUAAAGUGCUUAAAAUUAAUGCUGAAAAAGUCUCCAAAAGAAUUAUGGCCAAUAGCUGAAACGUUUAUUCGUUAUUUUAAAAAAAUUGUUUGUAGUAACUUACCCCGUUUGAUGCAGGAACUAUAUAAAAAUGUGUGGAUACGAUUAAAUACGAUAAACCCUCGACGACUUUGGGUCAUGACAAUAAAUGCGCUCAUGCCGAAAGACAAUGUUACCAACAGCAGUUACAUGUUCUCCCAGGAAAUAAUACUCAUUGAUCCGCUUCAGAUAUUACGAUGUGAUGAGCGUGUUUUUAGAUGUGCCAGUGCACUAUUUGUUGUGUUAAGAAUUUUGCAGUCCACGCUUGCUGCUUCCAAAAGCCAACUUUCUCGGCAUAUGCUUGAUAAACCGUUAAUUGAAAUGGGCAAGCAAAUUAAAUCUGAUACGGAUAGAGAAGAACUCAAACUUGCUUUGGUAGCUUCACAGGAAAGUGUAGCUGUGCAAAUAUUACUAGAAGCAUGUCUUGAGUCAGAAAACGACAACACAAAACCUGGCGGAUUGUGGGCGCUUCGUGAAGUGCGUGGUGUUGUGUGUUCGUACAUCCAUCAGAUAUUUAUAGCAGAACCAUCGCUUGCUAAAUUGGUUCAUUUUCAAGGAUAUCCAAGAGGACUUUUACAUAUGACUGUUCGAGGAAUACCUUCUAUGCAUAUCUGUUUGGAUUUUAUACCGGAACUAUUAAGCAUGGCAGAGAUGGACAAGCAGAUAUUCGCCAUUGAUCUAACAUCACAUCUUUCUCUUCAGUAUGCUUUACCGAAGUCUCUUAGCAUCACCAAACUUUGUUUGAAUACUUUAACCACACUACUGGGCGUACUUUCUGGUGACACACGGAUUGAAAUGUUUCGAACAGUUCUACCAAGCAUAGCUCGAUUUGCAGAGGCAUUCCCUCCACUCAUAGAGGAAUGUAUUAUGUUCCUUUUACAACUUGGACGUAUUGCACAGUCACAAUCUGCAUUAGGUCGGUCGGCGUCACUUCCUACACUUUAUCUUGGACCAGAAGCAAAAGUGCGAUCUCAAAGUAAACGUUCCCAAUACGCGCAGCUGUUAGUUGAUGAUGUGAAAGAAGCGUACAAAAAGAUCAUUGAUGAAUCUGUUCUCCAUCCCAAAGUAUAUUGAAUAAUUGUCAGGUGGCAGUUUAAACUAUUAACUUAUUAAACUAUCGUUUAUUUGCAUCAACAAAACAUUUGCUUUAUUUUUGCUUACUGCACAAAAGAGGUGUAAAAUCAAUAAAAAAAAUCGA